CAUUUUGAUUUUCGUGUAAUUGAUAACAUAAAUUGUUAGCAUACACGAUGUAGAAAAGAGAUCUUUUCUACAUCGUGCUAUAUAGUAUCACUGAUAUCGAUAUGUGAUGAUAGCGAUUAGCGAGUAACCCGGUAAAAAACUUUAGGGCGAAUGCUAAGAUCCUAUUAUGGAUUAAUUAUUAUUAUAAUUUAUGUUAAAGUAAUGACCGAAAGAAAACAUGGUCUCAUCAUAAGUCAUUACUCAUAUUUCUACUUUAGUGGAGUAUAUAGACUAUAGUAUUUUGGUAUAAGUAAUGAACUAUGAUAUUUGUUGUACUAUAACUUGAUUUUUAUGUCAUAAUUUUAGUCAUUCGUUGUCAAAGACUGAAUAUAAUUAAGCACAAGCCGCAAAUAACCAAGUUACUCGUAAGCAAUUCUUGUCGGAUAAAUAACAACUAUCUAUAGUAUUAUUGUUUGUAGAAGAAACAAAAUGAACGAAGACAAUUCAGGUACUCAACCAAAGUCGGAUGAUUUUGACUCUACUAGUUUUAUGUUUGGUAACAUCGACAGCAGUGGACGACUUGAGAAUGACGACAUUCUGGAUAGUGACACUAGAAAACAUUUAGCAUCCCUAUCUAAACUAGGUUUUAGCACUGUUGUGUCUGAAAUAAUUAGUUCCUUGGAACUUGGCACAGAAAACAACUAUGAAGACAUAAAUGGUAUUGAAGAGAAGUCCCCAACGGCUCAAGAUUUUUUUGAUAUAGAUGAAUUAUUUGAAGAAGAGAUACCAGAUAUGAAAUUAAAAACAUCUGAGAGUGAUAGUAAUUAUGAAAAAUACAAAAAAAUAUCUGAUGAAGAAAUUAAUCAAUCUACAAAUCAUAAACGGCUAGAAACCCCUUUGGCUGCUAUGUUACCAUCUAAAUAUGAAAAUGUAGAUGUUACUACCAUAUUUCCUGACUUUAGAGUUGGCAAGGUGUUAAGAUUUUCAAGAUUAUUUAAACCUAAUAAAUCUAGUCGUUUACCAAACUUGUGGCGUAAUGUCAAAACUAAACGUAGGAAAAUAAGACUAAGCGAAGAAAGUUCGUCUGAUGUUGAUUCUAAAAGACAACCCUUAAAACUUGAAUUUGGUCCAUUGCCUCAACUCGAAUCCAUUGCUAGUGAUGAUGAGGAAAAAUUUUUACAACCUAUUGAAAAUCUUUCAAAACAAACAGAUCAAAGUAAACAAGAACAAGAUGACAGUUUUAAUAACCAAACAGACUGGAGAAAUGGACCUGCUAAAUUGUGGUAUGAUAUGUUGGGAGUUCCUGAGAAUGGUGAAGGUUUUGACUACGGAUUUAAACUUAAAGACAAAACCAAAGAAGAAGAAAAAAAACCUGAAGAGAAUCCAUACCCUGAUGAUGCGUAUUUAAUGGUUAGCCAAUUGCAUUGGGAGGAUGAUAUAAUUUGGAAUGGAGAAGAUAUCAAACACAAAGUCCUUCAAAAAUUAAAUAGCAAAACUAAUGCUGCGGGGUGGUUACCAAGUAGUACUAAUCGUACUGCCCAAGCUUUUAGUCAACCAGGAAAAGGAAUGCUUCCACUUGCUGGUGGUUCAGUUAGAUUAGCUACAUCUAAUAUAAAUGUAUCUCAGUCACAAAACAAGAUGGCUCUAAAACCAAUUAUGAACUCAAAGCAACAACCAGUGAACGAUACUACUGAUGACACAUGGUAUUCUAUCUUCCCAGUUGAAAAUGAAGAGCUUGUGUAUGGCACUUGGGAAGAUGACAUAAUUUGGGACGCACAAAAUAUGGACAAAAUACCUCGUCCUAAAAUAUUAACUUUAGAUCCUAAUGAUGAAAAUAUUAUCCUUGGUAUACCCGAUGAUGUCGACCCAGCUAAGCAAAGAUUGGAUAAUGCUACACCAGUUAAAGUCAAAAUUCCACACCCACAUGUCAAAAAAUCAAAAUUACUGCUAGGCAAAGCUGGUGUCAUUAACGUAUUGGAAGAAGAUACACCAAUGCCACCACCUAAGUCACCAGAUAGAGAUCCCUUUAAUAUUUCAAACGAUUGUUAUUAUCAGCCACGCUCAUCAGAAACAUCACUACGCCUCAAAGUUGGUGGUGGAAAUAUUAUUCAACAUUCUACUCCUGUGGUUGAGCUGAAAGCACCAUUUAUACAAACUCAUAUGGGACCAAUGCGAUUACGAAACUUCCAUCGUCCUCCAAUGAAACGAUAUUCACAUGGUGAUGUUGCUCAGCCCAAAUUUCAUUCCAUACAUCCUCUUUUAAAAAAUAUUAAAAAGAAAGCCAAGCUCAGGGAACAAGAACGAAUUGCUUCUGGUGGUGGAGAUGUAUUUUUCAUGAGAACACCCGAUGAUUUGACUGGUCGAGAUGGAUCAAUUAUUCUUGUUGAAUAUUGUGAGGAGCACCCACCUCUUCUGAAUCAAGUGGGCAUGUGUUCAAAAAUUAAGAAUUAUUAUAAACGUAAAAUCGGUAAAGAUCCUGGACCACCAAGUUUACGUUUUGGAGAAGUUGCCUAUGCUCAUACAUCUCCAUUUUUGGGAGUGUUAUCACCUGGAAAAACUCUACAAGUUAUUGAAAACAAUUUAUACCGUGUUCCAGUAUAUGAGCAUAAGCCUAUAGAUACAGAUUUUUUGCUUAUCAGAACAAGACAUGCAUAUUACAUUCGAGAAAUAGAUGCUUUAUUCACCUCUGGACAAUUGUGUCCGUUGUAUGAAGUUCCUGGUCCAAAUUCUAAACGUGCUAAUAAUUUCGUCAGAGAUUUUUUACAAGUUUUCAUUUAUCGUUUAUUUUGGAAAAGCCAUGAUUAUCCACGACGUAUAAGAAUGGAUGAUAUAAAAAAAGCAUUUCCGUCUCAUUCAGAAAGCAGUAUUCGUAAGCGUCUUAAGCUAUGUGCAGAUUUCAAAAGAACUGGUUCUGAUUCUAACUGGUGGGUAAUAAAACCAGAUUUCCGUCUGCCGUCUGAGGAAGAAAUUCGUUCCAUGGUGUCUCCUGAGCAGUGUUGUGCCUACUUUAGUAUGAUUGCAGCAGAACAAAGACUAAAGGAUGCUGGGUAUGGUGAGAAAUUUAUACUCACGAGUUUAGAUGACGAUGAUGAAGAAAUGCAGCUUAAAAUGGAUGAUGAAAUUAAAGUGGCUCCAUGGAAUACUACUCGGGCUUAUAUUCAAGCCAUGAAAGGAAAAUGCUUACUGCAACUUACUGGCCCAGCUGAUCCUACUGGUUGUGGGGAAGGAUUUUCAUACGUUAGAGUGCCUAAUAAACCAACAUUAAAUAAAGAAGAACAAGAAUCUCAACCAAAGCGUAUGGUUACGGGCACUGAUGCUGAUUUGAGAAGGUUAUCGUUGAAUAACGCAAAGGCUUUGCUUAGAAAAUUUGCUGUGCCUGAAGAAGAAAUUAAAAAGUUGUCACGAUGGGAAGUUAUUGAUGUGGUUCGUACAUUGUCUACAGAAAAAGCUAAGGCAGGCGAAGAAGGAAUGACAAAGUUUUCUAGAGGAAAUCGAUUUUCCAUUGCUGAACAUCAAGAAAGAUAUAAAGAAGAGUGUCAACGAAUAUUUGAUUUGCAAAAUCGAGUGCUGUCAUCACACGAAGUAUUAUCUACUGACGAAGGCGAAAGUUUGGAUGAGGAAGACUGCUCUGAUAUAGAAGAAAUGGGGAAAAAUAUUGAAAAUAUGUUAUCAAAUAAAAAAACUAGCACACAAUUAUCAUUAGAAAAAGAAGAACAGGAACGACAUGAACUGCGUAAGAUGAUUAUGGGAGAACACAGUGAUGAAAUGAGAAAAAGGGAAAAAAAGAAAUUGGACGAUGAAGAUAGUAUGCAGUUUUCCACUACUGGGCAACCAGGUCGAAUACUUAGAAUUUAUAGAACAUUUCAAGGAGCUGAUGGCAAAGAAUUUACAAGGACAGAAGUAGUACGUAAGCCAGCUGUAAUUGAUGCAUACGUUAAAAUUAGAUCGACAAGAGAUGAAAGUUUCAUUAAACAGUAUGCUUUAAUGGACGAGGCACAGAAAGAAGAAAUGAAACGGGAAAAACGUAGAAUACAAGAACAAUUGAGACGUAUUAAAAGAAAUCAGGAACGGGAAAGAUUUUCUAAUAAUUCUAGACCACAGUCUGGAUUUGGAUUCACAAUGACCAAUAAAAAUGGAUCUCUCAGUGAUUUAACAAUGCCUACAUCUGGCACCGUUACCAUACCGAAACCACGAAUGGAAGCCACUCCGCCUAAACCUCGUAAACCAAAACCUAGUAAAAUGAAACCAGACUUGAAAGUCAGAUGUGGGGCUUGUGGCAAUGUUGGCCAUAUGAGAACAAACAAAGCUUGUCCCCAAUACAAUUUAAAUCCUAACGCCUCUGUUAAUGUAGCCCUUACUGAAGAACAAGAAGAAGAAAUUGAAAAACAGAUGAAUAUAGAAGAUGAAGAUUUGGUCAAUGUAGACGGCACCAAAGUCACAUUAUCUAGUAAACUGUUAAAACAUGCAGAAGAAGUAAAGAGAAGGUCUUUGGUUUUAAAAGUACCAAAAGAUGCGCUGUCGCGAAAGAAGCGCAAAAGCGAACUUCACUGUGACUACCUAAAGAAACCAGAAAGAUCUGCUAACAGACGUCGUACUGAUCCUUUGGUAGUUCUUUCUACAAUUUUUGAAUCAAUUUUGAAUGAAAUGCGUGGUAUGCCUGACGUGACUCCAUUUCUUUAUCCCGUCAACGCUAAAUUGGUACCAGAUUAUUACAAUAUUGUUCAAAGACCCAUGGAUUUACAAACAAUACGAGAUGGACUUCGUUUAAAAAAAUAUCAAAAUCGAGAAGAAUUUCUUUCUGAUGUAAAUCAAAUUGUAGAAAAUUCUACACUGUAUAAUGGAGCUAAAAGUUCAUUGACAGUCGCUGCACGACGUAUGUUGGGUGUGUGUGUAGACCGUUUACACGAAAAAGAAGAUAGACUUAUGCUCCUUGAGAAGGCGAUAAAUCCUUUGUUAGAUGAUAACGACCAAGUUGCCCUAACUUAUAUAUUAGACAAUGCUGUUGGUAAAAUAAAAUUGAUGAGUGAAUCAUGGCCAUUUAUGAAACCCGUUAAUCGAAAAUUGAUUAAAGAUUACUACAAUGUAAUUAAAGAACCAAUUGAUUUAGAAACUAUUGCAUCUCGAGUUUCCAGUCAUAAAUAUCACAACCGAAAAGAAUUUUUAGAUGAUAUUAAUUUAAUUUUGGAAAACAGUAUUGCUUAUAAUGGCGAAAAUUCUGAUUACACUCAGCACGCUCGAACUUUAAUAAAAGCAGCAAACAAUUUUAUAGAAGGGUUUGAUGAAUACCUAACUCAAUUGGAAAAAAAUAUCAGUUUGGUUCAAGCUCGAGCAUUGGAACAAGUCGAAAUUGAUUCUGUUGCUGAUGACGAUUACGCCGAUAUGCAAGAUGUUGAAGAUAGCUUAAACUCGCCUCAAGAGCAUAAGGUCAACAUUGAAGACAUUGAGUUCCAAAUGGAACCAGAAAGUAGUUUUAAACAAAACCACCAUAUUUUAGAAGACGACUUAAAUUGUUCGAGUGAAGAAGACGAUUUCAUGGAAGUUGUUGGAGAUAACCCACCGGAUGACGAUAGCCAACAAGUAGCUGAAGCCAUGGUUUUGCUCGGUAACACAAGUUACAAUUCAGCUACUGAAAAUUUAUCCAACCAAAUCCAAGGUGACGAAAGUAUGGAUGUCGACCCAAAUUACGAUCCUUCAGAUUUUUUGCCUACCGGUAAUAUGGCAUUUGGCGGCAAUAUCGCGGACGAUAGCGUAGCUGGACAAAGUAAUCAAAACAGCAGUGUUUUAGCCAAAAUUCAUGACGAUUUGGCUAUCAGUGAUUCAGACGAGGACAAGAAUGAAAACACAAAUGUUCAUGAUGAUAGUGAUAUGAAAACAGAAGGUGAUUUAGGAGAAUUGUGGUUUUAAAAUAGUAAUGUUAUCAACUGUUUUACGUCUCUUUAUAACACGAGUAAGUUUUCUUUAUAUCCAUUAAGAUAAUAUGUAUGGUAUUUAUUAUUUAUUAUUUGUCAUUGGUUAAUUAUUAUCUAUAAACAAUAUAACUAAAAUUAACAUUAUUCAUUGUAUACAACCUUAAACUUUUAUAAUUUAUUAUUUAUUAAAAAAAAUUCCUAUUGUACUUCUUAAUUGAAAGAAAGUUGUGAGCUUUAUUUUAUAAAUAAAAAAUUAGCUAUGGAAAAAAUAAGAACCUGUUAGAGACAUCAAAUUUGCAUAGUUAUAAAUGGCAAAUUAAAAAUUUUCAUGCGAUUAUUAGUAGAGAAAAUAUUCAAACGAUAAUAGUCAUAGGCUUUUUUUUUUAUAAGAUAUAGAAGAUUGUCUUACUGUCAAACCAACAUGAGUUUAAUUUAAAAAAAAACCUGAAAGUAUAAAAUUUUCACUAAAUCUAGUCAAUUAAAGCAAACAAAUUCUAAUGUUAGAUAUUUAUU
This is a messenger RNA of Adelges cooleyi (spruce gall adelgid), 6401 nucleotides long. RefSeq names its product transcription initiation factor TFIID subunit 1-like. The coding region runs from base 469 to 5883 and encodes 1804 amino acids. Lineage: Eukaryota; Metazoa; Arthropoda; Insecta; Hemiptera; Adelgidae. The record is from RefSeq and is a predicted model, not a curated record. The transcript is spliced from 25 exons. Gene Ontology annotation, biological process: transcription by RNA polymerase II; RNA polymerase II preinitiation complex assembly. Gene Ontology annotation, molecular function: TBP-class protein binding; histone acetyltransferase activity; RNA polymerase II general transcription initiation factor activity. Gene Ontology annotation, cellular component: transcription factor TFIID complex.